This is a messenger RNA of Dracunculus medinensis (Guinea worm), 279 nucleotides long. NCBI's taxonomy places the organism in Eukaryota, Metazoa, Nematoda, Chromadorea, Rhabditida, Dracunculidae. The record is from the annotation of a GenBank genome assembly.
GAGAGAAUACGGCCAUUACCAGAGCAAAAAUUGAAUGAAUGUUUGGAUAGUCGACUAAAACAACAUGGAUUUUUAUCGGACCAAGUGAAAUUCUUUAUCGAAAAUUCCAAUACUCCAUUACCAGAAAAUUGUGAUGCGAAUUUUCUAGCUGGACAGAAAAUUGUUGUGAGAAGUAAGAAUUUUUUGUUCUCGCUAUUUCUUAUAAGCUGCUUUGAGUUGUCCUCAAAAGUCCACAGUCCCAUUGAGUUCUCAAUGAAUGAUCUUGUUAACUUUGCAUAG